Venturia canescens is the source of this 5535-nucleotide messenger RNA. RefSeq names its product tachykinin-like peptides receptor 99D. Bases 1191 to 2474 code for a protein of 427 amino acids. Gene Ontology annotation, molecular function: tachykinin receptor activity. The transcript has 8 exons. Lineage: Eukaryota; Metazoa; Arthropoda; Insecta; Hymenoptera; Ichneumonidae. Gene Ontology annotation, cellular component: plasma membrane. Gene Ontology annotation, biological process: G protein-coupled receptor signaling pathway. The record is from RefSeq and is a predicted model, not a curated record.
CGUGGGGGCGCGCGAUCUUUCCACUCUGAAUUUGGUCCGUUCGUACAACCGAGUUCCAGGGAAUGUUUCCAUUCUUAGGAGUAAUUUAAUGUGAUUUUUUUUUUCCUUUCGAAAAAAACGUUUAAUUUUUUUUUUGAACAAUUUGACGUUGUGAGAGAGUGAAAGUUUAGGAGCUUUUUCAAUGGAAACAGAUUAUCUUACCUGGUGAAGACAGAAUUGAAUCUACGAGGAGAUCAAUGUGGUGAAUGGGAUCGGAUUGGCAAGAAAACAUUAAAUUUUGAAGAAAAAUGGGGACCGAGGGUAUCCACACGAAAACGGGGUCACCAAAAAUAAGGAAACAUGCGAAAUAGUUAAAAACCAGUUCAUCGUUUUGGUGCCCGCAAGCCCAUCUGGAGUGGGUUGAAUCGCGUGGCUGUUAGUCGAGACGUCGAAAUAAAGGAAUCGGCCCGAAUUAGUUUUUCUUCUACGCUAUUUUUUUAAAAUACCGAACACUAUUCUCGCCUCCGUUGAGAUUGAAGACCACGCUGAAGAUGGCAAAAAACUGUGUUUGGUGUUACGAUCUGGUCGAUUUAAGUGGAAAAAGGAUCUCGAUUGAACACCCACUUAUUUUCGUAAUCGCGAAAUGGGAUGACAAAUAAAAAAUCUAAAUAAAAAUCAUUUUGUCUUGUUCGCUAAUAAAUAGACAAAGUGAAAUCAUUCGAAGGAACGUUAAAUUGACAAUUACAUCAAAAUUUUAAAUAUCAAUGAGAAGUUUAAAGUCAAAAUAAAUUAAAUAAUGUAAAAUAAGAAAGAAUUUUUCAACGAAUAUUCAAAAGUGAAUUUCAAAUAUGAUACUUGUGCGGGAGUGUCAGUUGAUUGCGUGAUAAAAAAUUCGAAAUUUCUGCUACGAGUUAACGCGAGACUAUAUUCACAUGAAUAUGUAAGUGGUCAAGGUGACGCGGGGCUUUGCCCCAAGCCGUAGAUUUGAAUUUGCAUAAAGUAGGUUCGCGAAAAAGCAGAGAUAAAUAAAAUAAGAAAAUUAUUGAUUCCGCAGAGCUGUUUACUGAAUGAACGAACGAAUGAAUAGUAGAAAAAGGGCAACGAAGAAGAAUUGAAAACUACGUUGAAAUAAAGCGACGAAAAGAAAAAGAAAUUCGCCUCUUUCAAGAGUCGCUGCGAACCAAGACAAGGCGAAAAAUAUAAAAAUCGUGAUGCAGUCACUCGAGGAGCUUUACUUUCCAACAGCUUAUCCGUUGAAUACGAGCUUUCAAUGGUACGAAAAUUUAACCAACGGAAACUACACAAACUCAAGUGACAGCCAAAUCGGUAAUCAAUUUAUUCUACCCUGGUGGCGACAAAUGAUAUGGACAGUAUUGUUCGUCGGUAUGAUAGCCGUGGCUACAGGUGGAAAUCUCAUUGUCAUAUGGAUCGUUAUGGCCCACAAACGAAUGCGAACAGUGACGAAUUACUUUUUGGUUAAUCUCAGCAUCGCCGAUGCUAUGGUAUCAACUCUCAAUGUCACCUUCAAUUACACUUACAUGCUGAACAGCCACUGGACUUUCGGCAAUCUUUAUUGCAAAAUCAGCCAAUUCAUCGCCGUUCUCACCAUCUGCGCGAGUGUUUUUACCCUCAUGGCCAUCUCCAUUGACAGGUACAUGGCAAUAAUGAAUCCACUGAGACCUCGAAUGGGGAAACGAGCCACACUCUGCAUCGCUGUCGCAAUUUGGAUCGUUGGAGCCAUCCUCUCGCUGCCCAUGCCCAUAUUUUUCACAACUUACACACAAAACUUUCCCAAUGGUGAGGUCCGAGUGAUAUGUUACAGUGACUGGCCCAACAGAAGUGAUGACGGUCUAAGUUAUGACGAAUAUCUAUACAACGUCAUUUUUAUGAUCCUCACUUAUUUUCUGCCCAUCGGUUCGAUGACGUUCACUUAUGCCAGGGUAGGCCUCGAACUUUGGGGUUCACAGAGCAUUGGCGAAGCAACCCAGAGACAACUGGACAACAUAAGAAGCAAACGAAGGGUCGUCAAAAUGAUGAUAGUAGUGGUGGUCAUAUUCGCAGUGUGCUGGCUACCCUUCCACGUCUAUUUCAUAGUGACCUCUUAUCUACCGGAAAUCACGAACGAGCCAUACAUACAGGAAUUGUUUCUCGCUAUAUAUUGGCUCGCAAUGUCCAACAGCAUGUAUAAUCCGAUUAUUUAUUGCUGGAUGAAUUCAAGGUUCCGACGAGGUUUUGCUCAAUUCUUUUCUUGGUGUCCAGGGGUCCACGUGACCCCCGAGCCAUCGCUCUCGCGUUCGGAGGCAGUUACGUCACGUUACAGCUGCACCGGUAGUCCGGAUGCCCAUACGAGGAUAUCGCGCAAUGGCACGGUGCGGAUACCGCUGCACUUGCAACCCUCCAGAGGAAUCAGCCCGACAGUCGAUCAUUUUCCGGUGCACCAUCGUGGUCAUGGUAGACGUUGGAGAACGUCUCAACCACGUGGUCACGUUUCCUGACAAGAGGAGGACGCGUCACAGCAGCGAGUUCACACCUGGAUUUGAGCGAAUCAUGCCGCUCGGUUAUGAGAACGAAUAUUGGGGAGAAAAAAAUCAACGGGCUCUUCAAGUGCGCAUAAUUAUCGAGUUUAUGACGAAUUUCGCGUUACGAUAUCGGUUAAACGAAACGAUAAAAAUUGCGCGAACAAAAGAUGCAGCCUGAACGAAAAAUCAGGGCGAUGAAAAGCUCCUAAACUAGCAUUAUCAUUAAUGUCCAAGAUUCGCAAAUUUUCCAUCGUUUUUCUCGAUGAUAAAGAGAAAAAUGACUCUCCAACAGUCGUGAAAUAUUUGAUCAAUUGUCCGACUAUCGUUGGGGCUAUCGAGCAAUUUGAAGAACGAAUAACUGGCCAAUUCCAAAGAUUUUCAGUGCUUCGAAAUUUGACACGUCAGUACUGACAUCCCUCCCUAUGAAUUAUUCAGUUUUCAACUCUACUCCAAACAUAUUCCAACCAAACGAACAAAGAAGUUUGCAAUAGGAAUUGCAUGAAGUUUGUCAGAGACUCGAAAACAAAUUCUUUCCCAUUUCCUCUUCCAGUUUCCAUUCUGAUCCAAUGAAUCAAACUUUGUGUUUUAUUGAGCUUGACGAUCCAAUCAUCGAUUGAUCACUCGUCGCUGGUGACGUCAGAAUAUUGAAUUCCCUCCUCGAAUGAACGAAUGUAGAACAUUCAAUUUGUAAAAAGUAAAAUUGUAUUCGAACUUCAUUGGGAAUUCAAUCUUUAAGAGUUUACGAAAUAUUUUCAUUUAAACUAUUCUUAAUUGUAGAAAAACAACAAUUUAAACUUCACUGUAUCUCUUUAAUCACGGUGAAAAAAAAUCACUGAAAGACAAAAGGACCAAUGAUCUAGAAAAUGCGUAAUGGAUAACAUAAUUUUCCAAAUCUCAUGAAAUUCAAAGUCUUUUUUAAAGAAACAAAAUAAGAAAUUGCAUAAAAUUCAAGCUUUCGCAGAUCACUACAAUUAGGUGAGAAUUGAAAAAGUAAAUGAAUUAAUUUGCAUCGAUGCACUGAGUUUAUCGAUCGAUGGAAAAAAAACAAUCAAUGUUAGAAAUUUAUCGGAAGCCUAGUGCUGUGAAUUUCCACUCAAGAUAUGUAAUAAAAAAUGGAAAAUUAUUCAAAACAAAUUACUGUAAAUAUAAUGGCGAGUCAAGAGGGUAAAAAAGACAUUUUUUUCUAAACUGGCACUUUAAUAUAAAUGUUCUGAAAUGAAAUGCUAGAGUGACACAGGGAAUUAAGAAUUACGAGUUUGAAAACGAUUUUUGUUUUUAUCAUAACCAUUAUUUACUUUGAUAUUCGUGAUGGUCAAUUCUACAUGCACCAUUGAUUUCUGUCCUCAAGAACCCUGCGUGUUGUUCGUCAAAAUAUUAUAAGUAUGAAUGUAUGAGUGUGUAAUACUAAUGACGAUUUCUCAUCGAGUUUCGCGAGCUCAAAAUUCUUUGACAACAUCGAGAAAUAAACGUUCGGGGUAUUUUUUAUUGAGUCGAUCGAUAAACUUUUGAUCGCUUUGUGCCAAAUUUCGUUGUGAAAAACAUCAAUCAUCGCAUUUUUAGUAAAAAUUAAUAAAUUGCUGUAUCGCAUUAUCGAAAGGGACAAAAAAUUGUGUAAUUAUUCGCUAACUGUGACCAUGAUCGAUGGUUAUCAACGUAUUGAAGAUGGAAUCUAUCAAGAUUAACAUUACGAUACUCUGGGAAAACCAAAACGCUUUUUAACUGAUAAAUAAUGUGUACGUGUACAAACUCACUGCACUGAAUGUUAUACAUUAGACUAAAUUUAUAUUUAAACUGCGAUGGACUUGUCGAAAUGUAAUUUAUUUGUAAGAUAACUGUAAAGGCGUGUGUAAGUCGAGAUUAAAGUCAUGAGAUCGGUCGAAUGAACGUGACGAAAAUAAUUUCUGUCACAGAAAUUACGUGCUGGUUAUACGCUAUGAGGGAAUUUUCAGCUCUGAGUGUAAAAAUAAUUUUAUACUGUAUUUCAUCGAACAGAAUUUUGCUAUUCAAUUCCUAGCAACAAUUUUCGAUAACGUUGGAGAUUUCAUUAAAUUUUGAAGGUUAUCAAAGCCAAUUGAAAAUUGCACUCAAGUUCGAAUGUGACUCGUUGCUCGAUUCGUGCACAAGAUUCAAAUGUCAUUUCGUCUUGAGUUCAAAAUAAAUCGACGAAUUUCAAAUUUAUUUUAACUUUCAUUUGCAUUUGAAUUCCAGCCUUGAUGCACGUAACUGAUCAACUGGUGUUCAUGCACCAAAACAAAUAAAGUUGCAACCUAAAAAAUUGAGGGGAUUCCAGUCUUGUUGUUGGUUUCAGGCAUUGAUCGAAUUUGGAUGAAUCUCACAAAGAAUGCUUAAUACCGUACUUAAGUUGAUGUUACAGUCUGCUCAUUCAGAUUUCAACGAAAAAAUUGUUGUAAUGAACUUUCGACCUAACAAAACUUCCUGGUCUACGGAGUAACUCGAGGUUUUUGUACCUGAAGAGCAAAAUUUUAUUAGAAUUACAAGUUAAGUAUGAAUUUUCCUUUCUAAUCGUGGCAUUUAAAAUAAAGUUAAUUUAUUUUGUACAUACAUGUUUUUAAAACAUAAUUUAACAACCGCAUUUGGUUGAAUGGUGAAGAAUAAUGUGCUUUUCUAUUAUCAUUUUGAAUGUGUACUUCGGAAAUGUGGGUAUUUAACAAACAAUAAGAAUCGUCGUAAGUGUGAAUGAAGAAAGCGAAGGAAAAGCAUUAAAGUCAAAAGACUUCUGCACUAAAUUUAAAAUUAGCAUUGUUCAGAUGAAAGCGAAAGAAUAAUUCGGAAAAAGAGGCAAAUAGUAAGAGGCCAGAAAAAUCAUAAUUCAAUGUUUUACGAGUGGAAAGAUAAUCCAUUUUCCCAUAAACGAUGAAAAACUUCACGAUCCUCGUUCUGUGUGAUGUUUUACGACGUGAAAAAUAAAAGAACAAUGAUGAAGAUAGAGUUCGUUAAAUCCGUAAUCACCAAAUGUCGUAAUACUCUGCUAUGACUGUAUCUUGGAUGAUGCAUCAAUAAAACACCUUAUUUUUCA